Epinephelus fuscoguttatus (brown-marbled grouper) is the source of this 1741-nucleotide messenger RNA. Its product is annotated as GTPase IMAP family member 1-like. The record is from RefSeq and is a predicted model, not a curated record. Gene Ontology annotation, molecular function: GTP binding. Lineage: Eukaryota; Metazoa; Chordata; Actinopteri; Perciformes; Serranidae. The coding region runs from base 129 to 1535 and encodes 468 amino acids. The transcript has 3 exons.
UCACAAUAAAGUCCAGCUGCAGGACUCAGGAGACGAGCUGCGGAUCCAGAUUCAAAGAUUCAAAGUGUGAGUCGGUCAGGAAGAAGACAGAUCCAGUCAGCUGCUCUCAGGUUUUGUGUUGCUCAGACAUGGAUCCAGGUCCAGGUCCAGGUCCAGGUCUGACCAUCAUCCUUCUGGGAAACACUGGAGUUGGUAAAAGUGCGUCAGGAAACACCAUCCUGGGCUGCCAGAUGUUCGAGUCAGGACCUUCCCUCAAGUCACUGACAACAAAAAUCAGUGAAGCCACUGAAACUGUGUUUGGGAAGCAGAUCUCAGUGGUCGACACUCCAGGGAUCUUAGGACAUGAGGAGGAGAUCCAGACCUGGUGUCAGGAGCUCCUGCAGUCCAACAGACCCUGUCUGUUCCUGGUGGUUCUCAGCGUCGGACGCUUCACUGAUGAACAAGAGAAAGCUCUGAAGGCAACCAUCUCUGUCCUCGGGGAGGAGGGGUUGAAGAGGAGUUACAUGCUCUUCACAAAUGGUGAUGCCCUGAAGAAGAUGUCACUGGAGGAUUUUAUCUUUGAAGAAGAAGACGGUUCACUUCCAGACAUUGUUAAACUGUUUGCAGGAAAGUAUCAUCUGUUCAACAAUGAAAAUGGAGAACAGGAACAGGUCAGAGAGCUGCUGGUGAAGACAGGUCACCUUCAAGGAUCUCAUCCACCAGCUGUAGGUUCUGCGGAGUCCACAAGGUUGGAAGAAACAAGGAUCGUGCUGCUGGGUCUCCCUGGAGGAGGGAAGAGUUCCUCAGGAAACACCAUCCUGGGGUCACAUCAGUUUGAAUCAGGCUGUGACUUCGAUUCAGUCAGUACUGAGACUGUCUGUAAGUCAGCAGAGGUGGAGGGUCGUCGGGUCACAGUGGUCGACACUCCUGGAUUCACUGAUGAAGUUCUGACUCCUGAACAGCUGUACCUGGAGAUCAUGAGGUCAAUAGUUGAGGCCCAACCAGGACCUCAUGCUUUUGUCAUUGUGGUGAAGAUUGGCAGGGUGUCCAGAACAGACUCUGCCCUGCUACACAUGCUGCCUCAACUGUUUGACAACAAUGUUCAGAACUAUGCCAUGGUCCUGUUCACCCAUGGAGACGAACUGGGAGGUCAGUCCAUUGGUCAGAAGAUCCAGUCCAGCAGCUGUGUGAAAGAUCUGGUCUCCAUGUGUGCUGAUAGAUUCUGUGUGUUUGACAACAAAGGAAGACGAAGCAGACGGCAGGUUCAGACCUUCAUGAAAAUAAUCGAUGAGAUGGUGUCAGUGAAUGGUGGAGAGCACUACACCUCUGACAUGUUCAAGAUGGCCAACACGUUUGUUGAAGAAGCUGUAAGAACUCGGACAGUUGGGACUGUGGAGGAGCCGAGACAAGCUGCACAGAGACGACUGCAGCCUCAUGUUAAACGCGGCUGGCGGUCAGUUUGCUGCUGUUUCACAGCAUGCUGCCUUGGUCAACAGAGCGGAUCAGAUGAUGAAGAAGAACCUCUCUUAAACACAUCAAGUCCAGGAGUCAACUGAGAAAUGUGAACCUUGAUGGGAUUACCUUCACAGAGUGGAUGAAAGGUUUAUGUUUUUAUGUCUGUCUGUGAAAAGGUCACUUUUUAUAACUUCAGAUUCAGACAGUUGAUUCUGUGGCGCAACACCAGCCAAUUCCUGGAAAUGAAAUCGGAUGGAAACCUGACCAACAUUUAAUAUGUAAUAAAAUCCAAGUGCUCUCAGCUGAA